AUGAACCCUACAGUGGAGGAAGUUAGUGAUGAUGGCCACGCCACUCCAAAUGCCAAUCCCAAUGCAAACGAACCCCCAGUCCCAUGGUCGGAGAUCUUCUCCCGUCAUGAGGCAGUCCUCUGCUCUCACCUCGAAAUGCUGAGCAUGGUGAAGGAUCAGAUUGCUCCGGAGGUCAAUGGCUUCCAGACCGUCUCGUCAAUGGUGAACAAAACAGUGCUGGCGAUGAACCAGUUGAAAAUAGCUAGAAAGCACAUGAUGAGCAGAACCGCUACGCCCUCAACCUCCAACUCCUCCAACUCCUCCAACUCCUCCAACCCCACACAGUCCACUGACACAGAGGCCAACACCCGCAAGAAAAGACGCAGAAUUUCUCGAGACAACGACACAGUCCGUCCUGGUCCUGGCCCCACGGACGAAAUGCGAGCUCCCAAACGAUACUGCAACUCUUCCUCCCAGCCAACACCCGAGCAGGAUGGACAAUUCGCGUCAACGUCACUUGGAACAGAGGAUAUCUCAGCUGAAGUCCAGCGGCGGCUGAAAAUCAAGGAAGAGCAACGUUUGAAGAAAGAAAACCCCAAAGCGGAUAAACGCAAGCGCGAAAGUCUUGCAUCAAAUGAAGGCGAAUCACCUAUUGCACCCAAGCCUCGGAAGAAACGACUUAGGCUGGAGAAUGGGCAUAAGAGAUAUGGUGAUUUGGUGGAUAAUGACGCGGAUUCUCCGAAAAAGAAACGACGCAAAUCGCCUUAA
This is a messenger RNA of Penicillium expansum, 747 nucleotides long. RefSeq lists its product as uncharacterized. The transcript has 4 exons. The record is from RefSeq and is a predicted model, not a curated record. NCBI's taxonomy places the organism in Eukaryota, Fungi, Ascomycota, Eurotiomycetes, Eurotiales, Aspergillaceae. The coding region runs from base 1 to 747 and encodes 248 amino acids.